Molecule: messenger RNA, 1594 nt
Organism: Symbiodinium sp. CCMP2456
Lineage: Eukaryota; Dinophyceae; Suessiales; Symbiodiniaceae
Source: the annotation of a GenBank genome assembly
GCUCGCUGCUCAAGCUUGGAGGCGGCGAAGUUCCCCCAAACACGGGAGCAGCUCGAGCAGCUGCGUGCACGUAUCCGCGGCGCUUCCAGCAAGGUCCUCUUGCUUCAUGCAGACGAGCUGGAGGAUGGAAUCGGGGCCCGCUUCAAGAAAGCGCUGGAAUUGGUCGCUGCCUCGCUGGUCAUCGGCUUUCAUGCUGCGUUGCUGUCGUUGCCACCCGCUGGGGGUCUUCUGCAUCCGCAAGGCUUUGAGCGGCCUGUGUGGUGUCAUGAGAGCCCGGCCGAUGGUCGACCGGAUCCAUCGAAUCCCGAGUAUCCGCCGCGUUGUUGGCACUUCGACUUGCAGAGAGACUUCCUGGCCCAGAGUGAGGUGCCGGAAGGUCGUUUGCUUCUUUGGGGUGCGGAGGAAACGGUGGAGCUCUCUUCUGAGUCAGCUCCUGAAUUCCCUGGAUCGCAUGCCUGUAUACACCUUCUCGUCGCAGUCCGGCAGAGGCAAGUCAAAGACAACGCUGAAGACACACGUUGCAUCGGUGAUGGGCCGACUGCCUCUGGAGCCUCAUGAGAUCAAGGAAAGGGCGGCUAAGGCAUUGCAGCGGGGCUGCUUGCCCUUGCCGAGCCAUGCUCGUCGAUCCGAUGCAGAACGACUGAUUGCUCUGAUGGAGAACGCGCGCAAGUGGGAGGUGGAGGAAGCCCUACUGGAGAAGGCCGAAAAAAUGCUCGAGAAGUGGUACGAUCAGAUCGACCGCCACGAGGCGAUCGACCUCCUCCGGCAGGCAUUCUAUCGGAUGGAUCGAAAUGCCGAUGGCUUCAUCGACAAGGAGGAAUGGAGUCGCAUGAUGGAAAGGCUCGAGCCUUCCGGCUGGACGCGAAAAUCGAUGGAAGACAUCUUUGUCAGAUUCGAUGGGGAUCGUGAUCGGCGACUAAACUACGAGGAGAUCGUGAGUCAGCUUCUGAGAAACGAUAAAGAAGGGCACAAGCUCGUAAAGCAAGUUGCCGCGACUCCUCCGAGUGAUCACGAAGGAUUGAUCGGCCUCUUUGGCGAAGACCUGCUGAAAGGUACUGCUUAUCGUGAAUUUCCGAUUUCUACAACGGUUGCCCUUGGCGACGCGGACAUUCUCGGCAUCAUCUUCAUGACCUCCAGCACCAUUGACAAGCAGCUCUACCCUCCCACGCUCCUCCAGUGGAACAGGGAGCUCCUGCACCGUGUGGCCUCGUUGUAUCUUGACCUGCGCAACCCGGACAUCCUAAGCAAGCCCAGCCAGAAGUUUGAAGUGGCGCUCUGCAGCUUCGACACUGACUGGGAGUGCUUCACACGGACGGUCGGUCGACCUGGGCCUCCUGCCCCGUGGAUGGUGAUGCCCUUUGACUGCCCCUGGGAACGGGACUACCUGUGGAGGCGCUUCCACACACUGUUCGAAAACCGAACAGCCGCAGACCCAUUCGCCAGAAGCGUGGACACCAAAGCACCUGCGGCCUUGCGACCUAGGUUUGGUGAUCUGGAUGUAUCGCAGAGCCUCAGGUUCAGGGUCUUCGAAGAGUGGUGCGAAGAGGCCGAGCUGAAAGACGAGGAACCAGAAGUCGACAAAGCAGAGGGUUGA